Messenger RNA from Bolinopsis microptera, 691 nucleotides. RefSeq lists its product as uncharacterized. Gene Ontology annotation, molecular function: signaling receptor activity. The record is from RefSeq and is a predicted model, not a curated record. Bases 142 to 615 code for a protein of 157 amino acids. The transcript has 4 exons. NCBI's taxonomy places the organism in Eukaryota, Metazoa, Ctenophora, Tentaculata, Lobata, Bolinopsidae.
GUAGAUCGAACCUGUUUUUGUGACAUCUUACGCAGUCACCAGAUCAUUGACGUAAGAUAUUUAGUACUAGAAGUUGUAAGUUUUGACUACACACACGGAGGGAUAAAGAGCCAGAGUUUGCGGCGACAAUUCACAUCAGCGAUGAUUUUUCUACUGACUCUCGUCAUAGGUGCUGUAGUCGGGGAGGCGGCUAACCAGCCCACUGAGGGACCCAAUUCUAACAGUAAUAGUGCCUUCGGGAUUUCUGUUGAGGAGCUAAGAGAACUGGUCACCAGACAACCUUUUGUUUCCUCCUGCCAGUACUCAAUCCUGAAGACGAUAAAGAUGUACAACCACGCUCGUAACCAAUGUCGGAAUGUAGACACUAACACAGGGAGAAUAGCUACUAUCCGCUCCAAUCAGGAGAAUAACGCUGUACUCAACCUCUUCAUCGCUACAUACGGACACGGCAUCGAUAACACGUUCUUGAAGAGCAACCCUUCCAAUUACUUGUGGUUAGGACUUACUCGAGAUGACGAGUACAGUGAUUGGAAGUGGGACAAUUCUAACGAAUCUGUUAACUAUACAAACUGGAGACCAAACCAUCCCCAGCCCAUGAGUACAUUCUAUAUUUAAAUUUAAUUUUAAUUGAGAUUUGGUUACUUAUAGUUAUUAAUUACGGACUCUACGUCUAGACAUAAAUGCAGCUUUA